UGACUCCGUCCGUAUUUGGAUUUCUGCACGAAAGUAUUUUCGCCGCCGGUUCUCUCUACUACGCUCAGAUUUCAUAUUCUCUCUCCCUCCCUCUCUCUCUCUCUCUCUCUCCGGUCUCUCCUCGUCUCUUCCGUCCAUUUUUCCAGCGCCGUUUUCAUCUUCGACUACUCGCUACGAAAGGAUUUCGGUCGCCGGGGAGUUGUCUCCGAUUGCUGGGAAAUCGCUUUUCGCAAGAAUUUCUGAGCAUUACAGCUGUUACCAGUCGAACAGUUGCGGGUUUUUCCUUGAGUAGUAGCUGAAAUCGGUCGAAUUUUACGUGAACUCUGAGAACGAGUGGUUAGGGUUUCGAAUUCCGUAGAGAUUCGCAGAUCUGCACAGUUUGUGGAGCUAAACGGAGUGGCUUUGCGUUUUUUUACCUUUUUUUCUUUGAAGACAGUUUCACUUUUCGUCGGACGACUUGAUAUACAUAGUGUGCGACGGUCUGGGUGUGGUUUGAACGGCGGAGUUUGAUGGUUAAGGCGGUGGGGACUUCACGCCUUCUUGUUUGUUUAUGAUGACCGGUGCUCCAGGGAGCGUUCGGAGAGGGUGGCGGUUCGGCGAACAUCUCACAUGGAAUGGCAGAUCUUGUUAGCUACGGUAAUGCCGAGCGAGACAUCGAGCAGGCUUUGAUUGCUUUGAAGAAAGGUGCUCAACUUCUGAAGUAUGGUCGGAAAGGAAAGCCAAAGUUUUGUCCCUUCCGACUUUCUAAUGAUGAGACAUUUUUGAUCUGGAUAUCAAAUGGUGGUGAAAAACGUCUGAAGAUAUCUUCCGUCUCUAGGAUUGUUCCAGGACAAAGAACUGCUGUUUUCCAACGUUACCUCCGUCCUGAAAAGGAUUAUUUAUCUUUUUCUCUCAUAUACAACAACGCGAAGCGGACACUUGAUUUGAUCUGCAAGGACAAAGUUGAGGCAGAAGUGUGGAUAGCAGGCCUCAAAGCUUUGAUAUCAGGUCAGGGUGGGCGCUCAAAGAUUGAUGGCUGGAGUGAUGGAGGUCUCUCCAUCGCUGACAGCAGAGACUUGACAUUAGGUAGUUCUGCCAACAGCUCGGUUAGUGCUUCUCGAGAUUUCAGCAUUGCUGAGGCCUUUUCUGACAAUUCAAUCAGUCUUCCAGAACCUUCUAGACCUGAGAAUUCUGUCAAUUUUGGGAGGUCACAUGUAGCAUCUGAUAGCCCCAACAUGAUAGCAAGAGGAUCUGGGUCAGAUGUGUUUCGGGUUAGUGUAUCUAGUGCGCAAAGUACCUCAAGUCAUGGUUCUGUCCCAGAUGACUGUGAUGCCCUAGGUGAUGUUUAUAUAUGGGGUGAGGUGAUAUGCGAUCAUGCUUUUAAAGUAGAGGCCAGUAAAAAUGUGAAUUAUGUCACUUCAAGAUCUGAUGUUCUACUUCCAAGGCCAUUGGAGUCCAACGUAGUUUUGGAUGUACACCAUAUUGCAUGUGGCGUAAGGCAUGCCGCUCUUGUGACUAGACAAGGUGAGGUUUUUACAUGGGGCGAAGAAUCUGGAGGACGACUUGGCCAUGGGAAUGGAAAAGAUGUUACUGGACCACAACUUAUUGAGUCCCUAGCUGCUACCGGUGUCGAUUUUGUUGCCUGUGGUGAGUUCCAUACAUGUGCUGUUACAAUGACGGGAGAGGUUUAUACAUGGGGUGAUGGAACACACAAUGCAGGGCUUCUUGGCCAUGGCACUGAUGUAAGUCAUUGGAUACCUAAGAGAAUCUCCGGACCUCUUGAAGGUCUACAAGUUGCUUCAGUGACCUGUGGACCAUGGCACACUGCGUUGAUAACAUCAAUUGGACAGCUCUUUACUUUUGGCGAUGGGACAUUCGGUGUUUUGGGGCACGGUGAUAGAGAAACUGUAUUUUACCCGAGAGAAGUUGAAUCCUUAUCUGGGCUUAGAACAAUUGCCGUCGCAUGUGGUGUAUGGCAUACUGCUGCAGUAGUUGAAGUCAUUGUUACUCAGUCAAGUUCAAGUAUUUCAUCAGGAAAGCUUUUCACCUGGGGUGAUGGAGAUAAAAACCGUCUUGGACAUGGAGAUAAAGAGCUUCGUCUUAAACCCACAUGUGUACCAGCUCUGAUUGAUUAUAAUUUUCACAGAGUUGCAUGUGGACAUAGUUUGACAGUCGCCUUGACCACUUCAGGAAAUGUUUUUACUAUGGGAAGUGUGGUUUAUGGUCAAUUAGGGAAUCCCCUUGCUGAUGGGAAGCUUCCUUGCUUAGUAGAAGACGGGCUCACUAACGAGUGUGUCGAAGAAGUAGCCUGUGGUGCAUAUCAUGUAGCAGUUUUAACAUCUAGGAAUGAAGUGUACACAUGGGGCAAGGGUGCCAAUGGGCGAUUAGGUCAUGGAGAUAUCACAGACCGAAAAACACCGACUCUUGUCGAUGCUUUGAAAGAUAGACACGUAAAAUAUGUCGCAUGUGGUUCAAACUAUACAGCAGCGAUAUGUCUUCAUAAAUGGGUUUCUGGUGCUGAGCAAUCUCAAUGUUCUGCAUGUAGACAGGCUUUCGGGUUCACACGGAAAAGACACAACUGCUACAACUGCGGUCUCGUCCAUUGUCAUUCCUGCAGUUCUAAGAAAGCUCUGAGAGCUGCCUUGGCUCCUAACCCUGGAAAGCCCUACCGGGUCUGUGAUUUGUGUUACAUUAAACUGAGCAAAGUGGUAGAAGCUAGCACUAAUAGCAAGAAGAACACGAUGCCGCGUCUUUCCGGUGAGAACAAGGACAGAUUGGACAAAGCCGAGAUAAGACUGGCUAAGUCUGGAUUGCCUUCAAAUAUAGAUUUGAUCAAGCAGUUGGAUAGCAAGGCAGCUAGACAAGGAAAGAAAUCAGAGACUUUCUCACUUGUUCGCACUUCUCAAACGCCUCUGUCAAGUACGGGUGAUAUGAGGCGUGUGCCUCCAAAGCCAUCGGCUACUCCAUCUGCAGUAAGCUCCAGAUCUGUGUCACCUUUCUCAAGGAGAUCUAGUCCUCCUCGUUCGGUUACUCCCAUUCCUUCGACAACUGGUCUCGCUUUCUCAACAAGUAUUUCUGAGAGUUUGAACAAGACUAAUGAGCUUCUGAAUCAAGAAGUUCUCAAGUUGCGUGCCCAGGUUGAGAGCCUGAGACACAGAUGCGAGGUCCAAGAAUACGAGCUUCAGAAAUCUGCAAUGAGAGUUCAAGAAGCAAUGGCUGUGGUUUCAGAGGAAUCUGCUAAAUCAAAAGCUGCAAAAGACGUGAUAAAGUCCCUUACAGCACAGGUCCUAAAGGAAAUGGCUGAGCGCCUACCACCGGGAUCAUACGAAGCCGAGACCGCCCAUCUGCUUAACGGAUUUGAGCAAAAUGGUUUUCAUUUUGACGAUGCAAACGGACAGCGUCCAUCACAGUCUGAUUCAAUUAGCGGCGACAGCUCACUGGCUUCACCAUUAGCUGCCAGCACUGCUUCACUCAACAGGUUCUGGCCGAAUUCCCUGUCUCCGAGGAAUGAUGGAAUCCGCACGAGUAAUGGUUUCUCGGGAGGUAUUGAAAGCAACCAACCUUUACCUUUCCAAGACAGCGUAAAGGCGAGAAACGUAGAAUCGGAGGCAAGUGCUCCGCAAGUGGAAGCCGAGUGGAUCGAGCAAUACGAACCCGGCAUUUACAUAACACUCGUGGCACUUCGCGAUGGAACCAGGGAUCUAAAACGCGUGCGUUUCAGCCGGAGAAGAUUCAGGGAGCAACAAGCCGAGGCGUGGUGGUCCGAGAACCGGGAAAAGGUGUACGACAAGUACAACAUUCGGGGUUCGGAUCGGUCCUCAACGGCUCAGUCACCCACCUUCCUAACAUGAUGAACACAGCGGCUAAGAAAGAAAUUGAUUUUUUUUAUAUAUAAUUUUUUUUUUGUCAUUAACCUCAGAAUGUGGAUGUAGAAGAAUUCCGAUCACCAGCGUGUAUAUAUAGAGAAAUUCCUUCGUCUUUUGGAAUAUGAUAUAAUUAAUAUUUGUUAAUCUA
Messenger RNA from Tarenaya hassleriana, 3993 nucleotides. RefSeq lists its product as uncharacterized. Bases 615 to 3830 code for a protein of 1071 amino acids. The record is from RefSeq and is a predicted model, not a curated record. The transcript is spliced from 9 exons. Gene Ontology annotation, molecular function: metal ion binding. NCBI's taxonomy places the organism in Eukaryota, Viridiplantae, Streptophyta, Magnoliopsida, Brassicales, Cleomaceae.